This is a messenger RNA of Elaeis guineensis (African oil palm), 2526 nucleotides long. The record is from RefSeq and is a predicted model, not a curated record. NCBI's taxonomy places the organism in Eukaryota, Viridiplantae, Streptophyta, Magnoliopsida, Arecales, Arecaceae.
GGUUCAGACAGCAGCUCAAGACAGUACAAUACAAAAGAAAUUGCAGUCAAGAGUAACAAAUGUCAUGGAGACCAUCAGAGGUUAAACACCGACUGGUCUGUCGGUUCACGACUUGAUGGAAGUAUGGACGGCUCAGCAAAUAGCUUUGGAGAGAUUGGAUUGAGAGAUGGAUCGCAUAUUUCAGAUAUCUCCAUCAAGAAACUCAGAAGUGAUAUUGUUGCUUUGGCAAGACAAGUUGAAAUGUCAGAGAUAGAACUGAAAACUCUUCGAAAGCAAGUGAAGAAGGAGAACAGGCACGAAAAAGAUGUUUUCAUGGAAUUAAAUAGCCUAAAAGAGGAGAGAGAUGCGCUUCGAAGAGAAUGUGAAGAAUUUAAGGCUUUGUUGAAAAGAAUUGACACUGAAGCUGUUUCAACUAAGUCAUGGUUUGACGGUGAAGAACUAUGGUCGGUACUGGAAAAAACCAAGAAAGAGCUAAAUCAUGAAAAGAAUCUAAAUGCAAACCUUCGCUUACAACUACAAAAGACACAGGAUUCAAAAUCAAAGCUCAUUCUUGCAGUGCGAUAUCUAGAAGAACUGUUGGAGCAGGAAAAGAGGGGCAUGACUGGUAUUAGCAGCAGCAUAGUACCUACAAAACCAGAAAUAAAUGAUGAUUCAUCAGAAACAAAAUAUGGAACUGAGUCCUCCCAAGAACAAAUUUAUGAAUAUAAAAAUAACUGCUUUCCAAUGGUUCCAGAAAAAGACAAUGAACAAUAUAAAUUGGAGGUACUAAUUAGAGAGAAUGAUGAUGUCAGGGAAGCAUAUACACUGGAGCAGAAGAUCAUAGAUCUGAAGAGCGAACUAGAGUUCUACAAAAAGGAUCAUGAAGACCUUGAAAUGCAUAUGGAACAGCUUGCUUUAGACUAUGAGAUUCUGAAACAAGAACACCACCAUGUGUCUUCAAAGCUAAAGCAAAGCCAACUGCAAGAACAGCUAGGGGCACAAUAUGAGUGCUCAGCACAUCAAUCCAUUAUCAAGGACCUAGAAGACCUUGUCAAAAAAUUGGAAAAAGAACUUGAAGAACAGGCUGAAGCAUUUGAAGCUGAUUUGGCAACUAUUAUGCAUGCGAAAGUUGAGCAAGAACAGAGGGCCAUACAAGCAGAGGAGGCACUAAGGAAGACAAGAUGGAGAAAUGCUAAUACCGCCGAUCGACUUUAUGAGGAAAUCAAAAGGCUCUCUGGACAAAUGUCAUUUUCAUUUUACAUGAACGAGAAGUUAUUCACGCAAGAACCAACAAAAACUAGUGAACUGCAUUUGCAGAAAUGUUAUCUGGAAGAACCACAGAAAAGAACAAGUGAAGAAGAUGCAACAGUGCAUGAUCAGUGCAAUGUUCAAAAGUUAAACCUAAUAGAUCCUAAAACAAAAGAAAAAGAGCCGAACCUGGAACUCAAAAAAAAGGUUGAGGAGCACAAAGGUCAAGCAAGUCAAGAGGACUUCUCAGAAGAAAAGCUGGGACUCAAACCUGAGAUGAAAAGGCUCUUACAGGACAAUGUUUAUCUUUCUGAAAAGAUAGAAGAAAAAGAAACUUCAGCAGCUGAGUCAAAGAUAUUGGCCAAAGAAGUUGACAUGUUGUCACAAGGCAGCUAUUUGGAAAAAGAUAUGCUGGAUGGAAAACUUGUUUCUGUGGGGGAAGAAGCAGAGAAAUCAAUAGAGGAGCUAAAUGAACUGGGGGAUUUAAAAGAUGAAAAUGAUUCAAUGGUCAGAAUUCUAACUUCUGAGGUCACAACAUUUCAGUAUAAUAACUUGGAACAUUCCCUACUUGAGGAUGAACCAGAAAAGAAAAAGCUGAGGAAUCAGCUUUUCCAACUAAGUGGUGACCUUCUGAGGACAGAAGAAAAGAUCGCCUGUAUUCAGGAAAAGCUGAAGGAAAAUGCAAGAUUUACAACCAUAGAAGGAACUACAGAAGCAAUCACAAUAAACAAGCACGACAUAUCAGACCUGGCACCUCGUGGCUCCCAGGAAGUUAAUAGUUUGCAUGAGAAAGUCAAAUGUCCGGAGCUUCUUCCAAUGCCCUCGUUUACUUCCAGGAGAGUGGAUGGAAUCCUCUCGUCGUCAAAAGACAAGGGUCUUUUAUCACUUCUCUACUCACGUUACCGAACUGCACCAUAAGGAUGGCCCAGAGAAUGAAAAAGAACACCUGACUUCUACUUAAUCCAGUCAAGGCAAUGUUGCUGAUUCACGAGUAAAAUGGCGGUUCUGAAGUUCAGCUGAGAGAGAUGAAAGAAAGAUAUUUGGAGAUAAGCCUUAAAUUUUCAGAAAUUGAAGGUGAAAAGCAACAGUUCAUGCUGGCAAAUGGCAUUCUUACAUAAUGGUGUAAAUAUUUAGUUAUGUUUAUAUUAAUAAAAUAGAAACUGGAUUUUUUUGUGUAGGUGAAUGUUAUGUUCUUGACAAGUAUGUAGAACUUCCAGACAAACAUACUACAGUGAGAUAUUAGGUGUUAUAUCUUAAUAGGAUUUUUUGAGAAAAAUGUAUAAUAUACAGUAAGAUAUU